AUGGAGAGAGAAACGGACGAGAGCGAUCUCCUCGAUAGCGUGCGGAACGUCGCGACGACGGACGCGUAUCUCGCGUGGGUGCGACGGUGCGACGAGCGCCUCGAGUCUUUGCGAGAGGGGUGUCGAGAGGAGUGUCGAGAGGAGCGUCGAGAGAGAUCCACCGGAACGAUUAAUUCUCUGAUCGCUCGAGUCGUUCGACUGACGGGCGCGAGGGACGACCUGCGCCGACGCUUCGAGCGCUCGGGUGGCGGCGGGGGACAGGAGGGAUUCUCGUGGUCGGAGAUCGAGACAGCUUUCGCUAGGCGCGUUUUAACCGGCGCCGUUAUCAAUCUCGAUUACAUCGAACCAUUGCGGUUUCUCGAGGAUGCCAGGGAUACGGUGCUCGAUCGAGUAUGCGACGUUAUGAAUAAAUAUGACAGCGCCAAGGUCAAUAUCGCGUUCAACGGCGAGUUCGUUUCGGGUGACAAGAUCGCUGUUAAGACUAUCGUCGCGAAGAAUCAUCCGCUUUUGCCCGUGUCCAAUUUGCGAGAGUGGUACGAGAAGCGCGUAGUCGAUGUAAUUCUAGCGUCGUUGGAAGAGUUUCAAGAGCGCGAUAGUGGAUGGGCGUUAUCGCGAAUAUUGAAUCUAACGGUGAACGUGAACAGAUAUAAUUCUAUGCGCGCCGGAUGUUACGUCGAAAUUCCGCGAGAGAUCAAGUUAAAAAGAGCUGUAAUUAACGUGCAAUCUACGGACAAUGCGUGUUUCGCGUGGUCGGUGGUCGCCGCUCUAUAUCCGGUCGAAAAGCACGCGGAGAGAAGUUCGCGGUAUCCUCACUAUACAACGAUAUUGAAUCUGGAAGAUGUCGAAUUUCCUAUGAAUUUGAACGGAAUCGCUAGAUUCGAGCGUCUCAACGAUAUAUCUAUCAACGUAUAUACUAUUCGAGAUAAGAAGGAUAAGAAGAGAGAUAAGAAGAAUAAGAAGAGAGAUAUCGUUCUUCUGCGCCUCACCGAUCGCAAGAGGGAGAGACACGUUAAUUUGUUCUGUCUUAACGACGCGAAGCGACAAGAUAACGCGACGCAUUUCGCAUGGAUCAAGAAUCUGUCCCGUCUCGUCGGCUCGCAAUUGAGCGCUCGGCGACAUAAGGCGUAUAUAUGCGAUCGAUGCAUGCACUAUUUUCGAACGAGCGACAAGUUAUCGGCUCACAGCGAGAGAAUGAACGAGUGCGCUAUCCUUCUUCCGACCGAAGAGGACAAGUGGUUAAAUUUCGACAAUUAUGAGAGGAAGGAGCGUGUUCCGUUCGUGGUGUACGCCGAUUUGGAAUGCGCGUUGGAGAGGAAGGAGGAGAGGAGAACGCCGAAGACGUCCAUCAUUCAGCAUCAUAAGGCUCACAGCGUGGGAUAUUACGCGCGAUGCGCGUUCGAUGACGCUAGAUCGAUGUACAGAUCGCAUCGCGGCGACGACUGCGUAUCGUGGUUCGUUCGGGAAUUGCGAGAUCUAGCGCUUCGCGCGAGAGACUUUCUGAACACCAUCGCGCCUAUGACGCCUCUCACGGCGAACGAACAGGAGAGAUUCCUUAGCGCGACGAGUUGUCACGUGUGCGAGAGACCGUUCGAGUCGGAGGACGUUCGCGUCCGCGAUCACUGUCAUUCGACCGGACGCGCAAGUCUCGAAAAAUUAGCGUCUUAUCUCGAUAAGAGCGAAUUGAAGAUCGCGCGGUCGGAAUUUUCCGACCUCGACGACGCCGAUUUCGAGCUCCUUACGCGAAAAGGCGUAUUUCCGUACGAGUACGUCGACGAUAUCGAUAAAUUGCGCGAGACUCGUUUACCACCGCGCGAGGCGUUCCGUAGUUCGCUGACCGGCGAUACCGUAUCCGGUAGCGAUUACGAGCGCGCGAUAAAAGUUUGGGAGCGAUUUCGCGUUCGGACGCUAGGCGAAUAUAGCGAUUUGUAUUUAAAAACUGACGUUCUUCUGUUAGCUGACAUCUUUGAAAAUUUUUGCGACGCGUGUAUGAAGAGCUACGGUUUAGAUCCCGCGCAUUAUUACACGUUACCCGGAUAUACGUGGGACGCUAUGUUAAAGUAUAUGGGCGUUCGAUUCGAGCUUUUAACCGAUAUAGAUAUGGUAAUGUUCGUGGAGCGCGGAAUACGCGGCGGACUAAGUCAGUGUUUCAAUAGAUACGUGCGCGCUAAUAACAAAUACUUAAAAUCGUAUAAUCUUUCGGAACCAUCGUCGUAUCUUAUGUACUUCGACGUGAACAAUUUAUACGGAUGGGCGAUAUGCCAAUCGUUGCCUUACGAGGAUUUUCAAUGGGUCGAGGACGUUUUGAGUAUCGAUUUAAUGUCCGUGAUGCCGAAUUCGCCUACCGGUUAUAUUAUAGAAGUCGACCUCGCGUAUCCAUCCAAUCUUCACGACUCUCACGCCGUUUUGCCCGAAGCGCGAUAA
Molecule: messenger RNA, 2421 nt
Organism: Cataglyphis hispanica
Lineage: Eukaryota; Metazoa; Arthropoda; Insecta; Hymenoptera; Formicidae
Exons: 3
Coding region: 1-2421 (806 amino acids)
Biological process (GO): DNA replication
Molecular function (GO): DNA-directed DNA polymerase activity; DNA binding; nucleotide binding
Source: RefSeq, a predicted model, not a curated record